GGGGGGGGAAGAGAAAACAACUCAUCCCGAACAAAACACCCUGUUUCUCUCUUGUCUCUCGCUGCAGAUGUUUCCAGCUCCUCAUGUUCUCCUGUCAGACCCAGGGGGAGAAUCAACCGUCUCCUAAUUUUAACCAGUACGUGAGGGACCAGGGUGCCAUGACCGACCAGCUGAGCCGACGGCAGAUCAGGGAGUACCAGCUCUACAGCCGGACCAGCGGCAAGCAUGUCCAGGUGAAUGGCAAAAGGAUCACCGCCACUGCAGAGGAUGGCAACAAGUUCGCCAAGCUUAUUGUGGAGACAGACACCUUUGGGAGCCGUGUCCGCAUCAAGGGAGCUGAGAGCAAGAAGUACAUUUGCAUGAGCAAGAGGGGCAAGCUCAUCGGGAAACCCAACGGCAAGAGCAAGGACUGCAUCUUCACGGAGAUUGUUCUGGAGAACAACUACACAGCUUUCCGAAACGCCCGCUACGAGGGCUGGUACAUGGCCUUCACCCGCAAAGGGCGGCCCCGCAAAGCCUCCCGCAGCCGACAGAACCAGCGUGAAGCCCACUUCAUCAAGCGCCUCUACCGUGGGCAGCUGCCUUUCCCCAACAAUGCCGAGCAGCAGAAGCAAUUUGAGUUCGUCAGCUCGUCCUCCCCGACGCGCAGAACCCGACGCACCCACGCCCCUCGCCCACGCACGUAAUGCCCAGACUCCCCCCUGACCUCCUUCAGCCUCAGCAGACUCUGCCCCUUCUCCUGGCACCUUCCAGCACUGUUUCUUCCACUCUUCUUUCUCUAAAGAUGCUCCAUUUUUAUACUCCUGCUGGGGACACACGCUUUGGUGGGGUCCCUUCAUCCCUGGAGCAUCCUGUGGUACCCACAUUCACCUCUGCUCCUCUUUGCAACCCCUCGGAGACUCAUCCCUGUGCCACCGAGGGCUGUGACCUCUGGCCACGUUCCCAUCCUCAUAGACAUCCCCAUCCUUGCAGACACCUCUCGGUGCCGGAUGGGACUGGCUGUGAGACUGCAGGAUGGUCCCUACAGAGCACAAUGGAGAGCCUGUCCACAGCCCCGUGCCAGUGGGUUGCUCUGCCCAUCCUUGUGAGGGGAGAGCCAGGUGAUGGAGAGUGGGGGCUGCUGGUCUGUCCGUCUCUCUGUGCUGCUCCAGUGGGGAGGCAGGGGAUGUCUGGGCAUGCAAGCGCCUGAAUCAGGACUUGUAUCCCUGCAGCAGUGGGAUCUCCAUUAUUUAUUGGAGGGGAAGGUCUGUGCCCUGCCCCCGGUGGCACUGGGGCGCUGGCAGUGUGGGGAUACGCGUCGGUGCCCACCAGGAUCCCCUGGCCAAAGAGAAACUGCCUUUAAGUGACUUUUAUUGGUUUUGAUUGCUUGUUUGUG
Molecule: messenger RNA, 1375 nt
Organism: Cuculus canorus (common cuckoo)
Lineage: Eukaryota; Metazoa; Chordata; Aves; Cuculiformes; Cuculidae
Gene: FGF17
Product: fibroblast growth factor 17
Exons: 4
Coding region: 84-686 (200 amino acids)
Biological process (GO): regulation of cell migration; positive regulation of gene expression; fibroblast growth factor receptor signaling pathway
Cellular component (GO): cytoplasm
Molecular function (GO): type 1 fibroblast growth factor receptor binding; growth factor activity; type 2 fibroblast growth factor receptor binding
Source: RefSeq, a predicted model, not a curated record